AUGGAAGCUAGAGGACUCUGGGAUUUUUUCUAUGCAUAUCAUACAGUAGCGUUUUGUGGAACAAAUCAGAGGCUUUGGGAAGAGGAAAGAAAGAUAAAACCCUAUGGCACUGUGCAUUGGAAGGGUUAUAGUAGCAGUGAAGAUACAUGGGAACCAAUUGGAGGGUUAAGUAACUGCCUAGGAAGCAUACAGGAUUUUGUACGAUAUGGGAAGAAGGUGAAGAUCUUGCCACUUCCAGGUGAUGUUGAUGUAAUUUGUGGGGGCCCUCCUUGCCAAGGCAUUAGCGGCUAUAAUCGCUACAGAAACGUUGAUUCUCCAUUAGAUGAUGAGAGAAAUCAUCAAAUUGUAGUCUUCAUGGACAUUAAUCUACCUCAAUUUCCUCUUCCUACACAUGAUGUCAUAAUUAGAUACUGGCCUCCACCAGAGUUCGAGCGCAAUACUGUUGCUUAUGAUGAAGACCAACCUCGUGUAUUAGAAGAAGCUCUGGUUCUUCAUGAUGCCAUCUCUGAUCUUCCUGCUGUCACAAACGAUGAAACAAGUGAAGAAAUGUCGUACCAAAAGCCUCCUGGAACAGAUUUCCAAAGAUAUAUAAGAGAUGAUGGGAUCUGUGUUAGAUGGCACUAUGAAAACAAAGUUUCACUGUAUGACCAUCGGCCUUACCCGUUGUUCGAAGAUGAUUACUUACGAGUUUGUCAAAUUCCAAAAAGAAAGGGAGCAAACUUCCGGGACCUCCCUGGUGUUGUUGUAGGAAAUGACAAUGUGGCUCGGAGGGAUUCAACUGAAAAGCAUUUGCUGUUGCCAUCAGGAAAACCAUUAGUAAGUGUUGAUGCUCUUUAUCUGCAACGGAGAAUGAUGGACUUAAUCUUAUCAUUGCUGUUUCUUCAAAAGUUUCCUGCCUUGAAACACCUGGAAAUUGUGCAGAAAAUAUACAAGAUUGCCCCUGACAAAUUGAACAUAACCUGA
This is a messenger RNA of Prunus armeniaca (apricot), 963 nucleotides long. The record is from the annotation of a GenBank genome assembly. NCBI's taxonomy places the organism in Eukaryota, Viridiplantae, Streptophyta, Magnoliopsida, Rosales, Rosaceae.